Nyctereutes procyonoides (raccoon dog) is the source of this 541-nucleotide messenger RNA. Its product is annotated as fatty acid-binding protein 5-like. Gene Ontology annotation, molecular function: fatty acid binding. Gene Ontology annotation, biological process: fatty acid transport. The record is from RefSeq and is a predicted model, not a curated record. The transcript has a single exon. Lineage: Eukaryota; Metazoa; Chordata; Mammalia; Carnivora; Canidae. Bases 1 to 336 code for a protein of 111 amino acids. Gene Ontology annotation, cellular component: nucleus; cytosol.
AUGUAUUAUCUCCUUCACCUUCUGCGAAAAGUGGGUGCAAUGGCCAAACCAGAUUGUAUCAUCUCUUCUGACGGCAAAAACCUCACCAUAAAAACUGAGAGCACUUUGAAAACAACACAGUUUUCGUGUAAUCUGGGAGAGAAGUUUGAAGAAACUACAGCUGAUGGCAGAAAAACUCAGACUGUCUGCAACUUCACAGACAGCGCAUUGGUUCAACAUCAGGAAUGGGAUGGGAAGGAAAGCACAAUAACAAGAAAGUUGGAAGAUGGGAAAUUGGUGGUGGAAUGCGUCAUGAACAAUGUCACCUGUACGCGGAUCUAUGAAAAAGUAGAGUAAAAAUUCCAUCAUCAUUUUGGACAGGAAUUAGCUGUGAGGAUGAACAAGCUCAGUUCAAUGAGCAAAUCUCCAUACUGCUUUUUUUUUUCAUUACUGUGUUCAAUUAUCUUUACCACAAACAUUUUACAUGCAACUAUUUCAAAGUGUUGAUUUAAUUAGGAUCAUUCCUUUGGUUAGUAAAUAAAUGCGUUUGUGCUAAAAAAAA